Messenger RNA from Lasiodiplodia theobromae, 1842 nucleotides. RefSeq names its product Patatin-like phospholipase. Gene Ontology annotation, cellular component: membrane. The coding region runs from base 1 to 1842 and encodes 613 amino acids. Gene Ontology annotation, biological process: arachidonate metabolic process. The transcript is spliced from 8 exons. NCBI's taxonomy places the organism in Eukaryota, Fungi, Ascomycota, Dothideomycetes, Botryosphaeriales, Botryosphaeriaceae. The record is from RefSeq and is a predicted model, not a curated record.
AUGGACAAUCCUCUCGAUCAAAUGACCCAUCUGAAAGCGGAGAGCCUUGAAUCUCUGCCCCCUCAAACUACUCGAAUCCCUGCCGGCCAAUAUGCAGUCAAAGGCACGAAGGAAAUGCAAGUGCCACGCCAAGGCGAGGUGAGGGACGAAAAUGCAGUCAGGGCUGACAUUUGGUUUCAAACGGAGCCUCUUGGGAUUGAGACUAUCCGGCGGAUUCGUGGGCUCGAAAUCUUUGCCGAGACCCACGAUCAAGGCUCCUGUGACGAUCCCGCAAAGGGAAACUGGACGUGGGUCGAGCUAGCGAUUCUCGAAAAUGAAUUGGCUCAGUCACCCAGGAAGGUCAAUGACAUCGAGUUCGUUUGGUACGAUCAUUCCAUAAGGCACGAUGAAGAGUCUGAGGAAGAGACUGGGAAAUACAAGUGGCGGCAUGGCAACGUUUUCCGCAAGAAACACAAGAUCCUGCGUUUGAUGGAGCCCGGCAAUUGUAUCGCAGUUCGUCUCUGCUCCCGUUUCACAAAUUGGACAAUCUACGGCAGGGGCGGAUAUCUCGUCAUCGAUAUUGACAAUGACGCUAUCCCACGUAAGCCUGUCAACCUACCACACGUCAACGAUGUUACCGAGAAAGUCAAAAUGAUGCAUGAUGCCUUCAACAGCGUCAACGAAGCAACGCAAGCAGCGUUCCAACCCUCUCCGCCACCUGUUACAAAGAGAAUUCAUCGUGCUGAUUCCGUGCUUGGUUGGGAGCGGCCUCUGCGAGUUCUUGCUCUCGACGGGGGUGGAGUCCGCGGAUACUCGUCCCUGCUUAUCCUGAAGGAGGUGAUGGCCAGGAUGGGCAAUCCCAAGCCAUGUGAUGUGUUUGACAUGAUAGGUGGCACCAGUACUGGCGGUUUGAUCGCUAUCAUGCUGGGUCGUCUCCAAAUGGACGUUGACGAGUGUAUCAAACACUACGAAAAGGAUAUGAUAAGGAUCUUUGGGAAGAAGGAGAAUGAAGCUUGGCUGUCGAAAAAGGUGCGAGGAGUAACGGAGGGUAUAAGCACUGUGGUCGAAGGGCGAAGUCAUGACGCCGGGCCAUUGGAAGAUACCGUCCGAAAGCUUGUUUCGGAGAAGCUCAGGGAUGAGAAGGCGAUGUUGCUCGACGACAGCAACAAAUGCAAAGUGUUCGUCAUGGCCUUUGACAAGAAAAAGCCCAACAACAGUGGUCCAGUCUACCUCCGUUCAUAUGCGAGUAAGGAAAUCUUCCUUUCUCAAAUCAAAAUCUGGGAGGCAGCUCGCGCGACCUCCGCGGCCCCGACAUACUUUGACCCUAUGAAGGUUGUCGAUACAUCCUCCAAGGAGAAGCCUGUAUACGAACUCAUAGAUGGCGGGCUGGGUGCCAACAAUCCACUGGGAUGGUUGUGGAAUGAAGUCAUUCGUGUCUACGGCCCAACACGGCCAACCGAUUGCUUCCUCAGCAUCGGAACAGGCAUACCGGCAAGCCAGAUGCUCGUCGACCUUGGAAUUGCCAAAGGAGGACUGAAGAAUAUCGAGAAAUUCAUGGGCGUGAUCUCUAGCAUCGCGACGAACACCCAAAUCACGCACAUCCUCUUCGGCACGCUCAUCAACUCGCUCGCGCCAGUUGCGGGGAAUCCCCCAAAGUACUGGCGGCUGAAUGUCGGACAACAUGGUCAAGACAAAGAGCCUGACGAAGCCUACCUUCAGAAAGAUGCCGAUCUCCCGGCUAUGGAUGAUUCCGGAAAGAUCAGUACAAUCAGAAACAUGACGAAGGACUAUAUCAUUAAGGCGACGCUGGAUAUCAGUGCCUCCGCCGAGGCGUUGAGCAGAAAGGAGUCGACUCUGGAGUGA